This is a messenger RNA of Arabidopsis thaliana (thale cress), 1804 nucleotides long. Its product is annotated as NF-kappa-B inhibitor-like protein. Bases 67 to 1038 code for a protein of 323 amino acids. NCBI's taxonomy places the organism in Eukaryota, Viridiplantae, Streptophyta, Magnoliopsida, Brassicales, Brassicaceae. The transcript is spliced from 9 exons. The record is from RefSeq and is marked reviewed.
CAUCAACAAUAGUGAUAAGCUUCUUCUUCUGGAAAAAAACCAGAGGCCGUCUCACUCUCUCGCUACAUGGAGAGUCUCUCGAUUCCCGCCGCUUCUUGGUUUUCCGGCGGAACCAUUCCUCCGACGAAGGUGAGAGUUUCUCCGCCGCAUCAUCUCCGGCGACCUCCCAACAGGAAUUCCCAUCGCUUGGCCGCCAUUAAUGCCGCUUCUCGCUCUGUGAGUGAGCUAGUGGAGGAGGAUGUGUUGCAAAUGUUCAUGAAAGACAGAGAAGAAAAUGGAGAUUUCAUAUCUAAAGUUUCUGAUAGGCUCUGGUUAAAGGAGAUUCUCGAAUCUAUUGAUGUUAAUUCCAAUGGAGCUUCUUCUUCAGCUGUUGAACUAGAUGAUACUCGGGAAAGCUUGAUAGAUGGCGCUGAUGAUGAUGAAAGUGGUUUCUUGAAACUUAAACCGACACAAGAAUGGAUUGGUUGGGAGAGUGAUUCUGCCCCCAUGAAUAAGAAAGCUCUAGCUAAGGCACUACGAGAUGACAGCGAGAGAAGGAAGAAGUUUAACUUUCUGAAAUAUGAAGCUCUGAAGCGUGAACUCAUGUACCUGUCGAUUGUAAUUGGAACUGGAUGCAGCGGAUACUGUUUACUAGCUUUAUCAGUUCAGGCUGCAGUCAGUUAUGCAGUUGGGGUUCUAUUCAGUUGCUUGUACCUUCAGCUUUUGUAUGGAUACGCUGAUGGUCUAUCACGUGAAGCUGUUCCUGAUAUCUUCCUGAAAAAAAAGUCUAAAAAAAUCGGGAUCAGAAGUGAAGACCUUGAGGACUUUGUAGUGAGGACAAUCAGGGGCAGUGGCAUGGCUCUCUCUUCUCCACGCUUGGUGAUACCAGCUGCAAUUUAUGGUUUGUGGAUACUCUCUCACAAGUAUUUCCAGAACGACUUGUUCGACUUUCAGAUAGUUCCAGCAAUGGUUGGUUUGUUUGUAUACAAAGCUGCAACUCUCGUUCAAGUGUACAGAGACAACCAAGAUCUUCAGUUCAUCUUCCCAGAUGACUACUAACUGCAAAGUUCACAAGCGGCCUUCCGAGAUAGACCAGGAAACCACAGAAUUGUGAAUUGUUCGGUACAUAUUUUGAGAGAGGAACAGGAACAGAAGCUAGACUCAUCCGCUAAGACCGAGGAUAUAGUGAGUUAUAGAUCAAAACGGCGUUUUUCGGCUUUUUUUCAAAAGCAAAGCAACCUCUUCUAUUUUUUAAAACAUUCUGGGUUACUUUUCUAACGAAAACAAUAAUACAAUGUUUAUAUGCAUGACUUGAAUGAGUUUACAAUAAACUAUAUUGGAUUUUGCUUCUUUCUUUAAUAUUUUAUCAAAAGUAAGAUCAGAGGCAGCAGAGGCAGCUUCGAGAGUACGAGAAAUUUGGUUGUUUAUGGAUCUACAAUAAAGGAUCGUAGCUUGUAGCUUGUUAAAAAGCCUAGUUCCUGUUCCUCUCUACAAGCUAGAGAUCCUUUACAAGUAGAACCAUAAACAACCAAGAAAAAGAUCAGAGACAUUCUAUCGACUCUUCUCUUUGCCUUCUUAUGGAGAUGAUGUUGUGGUGUCUCCUGCUUACAGCAUCUCCUAGUUCCUCCCCAUUCAUCAAAUCAUGCAUAUAAACAUUGUGGUAAAAACCCUAGUUCCUUAUUGUUUUCGUUAGAAAGUAGUAACCCAAAGUGUUUUUAAAACAUGGUCAAAACUUAUUUUACUCUUAGUAACUAAAUGUCUUCUUCUGUUCUCUCCUCUUUAUGCAAAUUAUACAGUUCCCUGAUAUUCAUUUUACUCCUACAUC